Molecule: messenger RNA, 2829 nt
Organism: Vitis riparia (riverbank grape)
Lineage: Eukaryota; Viridiplantae; Streptophyta; Magnoliopsida; Vitales; Vitaceae
Product: receptor protein kinase-like protein At4g34220
Exons: 2
Coding region: 253-2523 (756 amino acids)
Biological process (GO): protein phosphorylation
Molecular function (GO): ATP binding; protein binding; protein kinase activity
Source: RefSeq, a predicted model, not a curated record
GGUCGACGGUGGCCUCACUCAUUUAUACUCAUCUUCCCAUGAAUACAUGUAAAAAAAUGGUAAAGUAAAAAGGAACACCUUUCAUUCUACACUCUGUGCCUCCCUGCAAGUCCCAUCAAUUUUCCUGCAUUUUCUUUCUCUUUCUGGUAACCAGAACAACAAUAGCUAGAGUUGGUCACCAUCUUCUUUGUCGCUCUCUGCCUUUUUUCUAUAUGAAUUUGUAGUGGAGAUGUGGGAUCAGUUGGAGAAAGCAUGAGUUUCAACGGGGAUUAUCUCUGCUCAUGGUGGAGGAUCACUGCGUUUGCGUUUGCUUUUGCUUUUCUUCUUCUGGUUCGGUGCUCUGCUCUCAACUCCGAUGGAGGUCUGUUGCUUUCUUUGAAGUACUCUAUUCUCAGUGAUCCGUUGUUUGUGUUGGAUAACUGGAAUUACAACGACCUAACGCCAUGUUCGUGGACCGGAGUCACGUGUACUGAAAUAGGAGCUCCGGGCACGCCGGAUAUGUUUCGGGUCACCGGUUUGGUCCUCUCCAACUGUCAGCUUCUGGGCUCCAUCCCAGAAGAUCUCUGCACGAUCGAACACCUUCAACGUCUUGAUCUCUCCAACAAUUUCUUCAAUGGGUCGUUGCCCACUUCGCUCUUCAAAGCUUCUGAGCUCAGGGUGCUUUCUCUUGCCAACAAUGUGAUCUCCGGUGAGCUGCCGGAGUUCAUUGGUGGUAUGAAGAGUCUGCAGCUUCUCAACCUCUCCGACAACGCCUUGGCGGGUACGGUUUCAGAGAAUUUGACUGCUCUGGAGAAUCUCACGGUAGUUUCAUUGAGAAGCAACUACUUUUCGGGCACUGUUCCCGGUGGAUUCAAUCUGGUUCAAGUUUUAGAUCUGUCAUCCAAUCUUUUCAAUGGGUCAUUGCCCAUAGAUUUUGGUGGGGAGAGUUUGAGCUACUUUAAUCUCUCUUAUAAUAAGAUCUCCGGAACAAUACCGUCACAAUUCGCCGAGAAAAUCCCGGGGAACGCGACAAUUGAUCUCUCGUCGAACGACCUGACAGGCCAAAUUCCAGAAACUGCAGCCUUGAUUUAUCAGAAACCGGCGUCGUUUGAAGGAAAUCUGGAUCUGUGUGGAAACCCACUGAAGAAACUCUGCACAGUACCUUCUACGCAAGCUACUCCACCCAAUGUAACCACAACCACGUCUCCUCCCGCGAUUGCAGCCAUCCCCAGAACAACCGACUCAAGCCCAGUAACAAGCUCGCCUCAGACCCAGCAAGAGAGCGGGAUGAAUCCCGGCACAGUCGCAGGAAUCGCUGUCGGAGACUUAGCAGGCAUCGCUAUUCUUGCCAUGAUCUUCAUCUACGUUUACCAACUGAAGAAGCGAAAGAAACUCAACGACAACGAAAAGACGGACUCAUUGAACAAACCCAUUCCAGAGAAGAAAGAAACAACCCAAGCGUGGUCGUGCUUAACAAAACCAAAGAACGGCGAAGAAGAAGAGACCGAGACUGAGACGGAGACUGGCUCUGAGGACCACCGCGAUGACGGUAACAAAAAGGAGAUGAUGAAAAAUGGGGAGGGCUGCGUGGUGACUGUGGACGGAGAGACGCAGCUGGAGCUCGAGACUCUGCUGAAGGCGUCUGCCUACAUAUUGGGAACCACUGGGGCGAGCAUUGUGUACAAAGCUGUGCUGGAGGAUGGAACCGCGUUGGCAGUGAGGAGGAUCGGAGAGAGCCGAGUGGAGAAGUUCAAAGAUUUCGAGAACCAGGUGAGGCUCAUAGCCAAGCUCCGCCACCCAAAUCUGGUUCGUGCUCGAGGGUUUUACUGGGGUUCAGAUGAGAAGCUCAUUAUCUACGACUAUGUCUCCAAUGGCAGCCUCGCCAGCACCGGUCACAGAAAGAUGGGGUCAUCGCCGAUUCAUAUGCCGCUGGAACUCCGGUUCAGGAUAGCCAAAGGAGUGGCUCGAGGGCUAGCCUACAUCCACGAGAAGAAGCACGUGCAUGGCAAUCUCAAACCCUCCAACAUCCUCUUAACCCCUGAAAUGGAACCAAUCAUCGCCGACUUCGGCCUCGACCGCUUUCUCUCCGGCGACUACACCCACAAAGAUGACGCUUCAGGCGGCCAUUUCAGCAGACAGCGGUCCACCACUUUUCACGACCACCCACAGGACUACCUCACGGCCGGCACGUCCGCCGGCAUCCUCUCCCCGUACCAUCCCCCGGAGUGGCUCGGGACCCUCAAGCCUAACCCCAAGUGGGACGUCUACUCGUUUGGAAUCGUUCUGCUCGAGCUUCUAACGGGACGAGUGUUUCUGGACCGGGAGUUGGGUCAGUUGAAAGCCGGCGGUUCGGGGAUGGAAGGGAGGGACCGGGUUUUGAGGAUGGCUGACGUGGGUAUAAGAGGUGACGUGGAAGGAAGGGAGGAUGCCACGCUGGCAUGCUUUAAAUUAGGGUUUAACUGUGCUUCGUCGGUCCCGCAAAAAAGACCCACCAUGAAAGAAGCGCUUCAGAUCCUGGAAAAGAUUUCACCCACCUCACACUAAUGAUGUAAAUGGGCCCACACAACGGCCCAAUGUUUGGAUUAAAGUUGAAUCUUCCAUCUUUGUUGACUUGAAAACGUUAGAUGUUUGCAUGAUUCUGUACUCUUAUUUUACAAGAGAGAUGAGAGCCGUUGAUUGGUGAAUGAUAUGUGGCUCUGAUUUUUGCCUAUGACCGUGGAGGUGACUUUAAUAUUUUUAUUAUUGUUAUUAUUAUUAUUAUUAUUCCAUGUAACAUAUGUUGUAGUUUGUGUAAUAACAUUCUGUUUCUUAAUCGAUUGGUUUAGGUUGUUUUUCGGAGCAAGAUUUUAA